AUUGUGUGCCAGUUAAUGAUGUUCGCGGGAAAAGAAGCAUCUGUCCAAGCAAUCCUCGAAAAUGUGGUACAUAUUUUUGGUGGAAGUAGCCGGGAAAAACUCGGUGCUCGAAAUCUGGAGCAAGGAGAGGUUGCUAAUCUCUUUCAGGUUACUGAAGGGUUUUGGAUGGAUCAAGACUCGCCAUUACUUUUUCACGUUGGCUGGGCCAGUAAAAAUCGUUACGGAUUAUUUGCCAGUGAGGAGUAUGAGCGACAUGCAAAGGAAGUUGCAAAAGCAUUAGAAAAAGGUUUACCCGAUGUUCCAUACGGCGAGCAUGAUGCGAACGCGUCACUUUUCAAAACACACGUUGGACCACCGAUCACAAACUGUUGGCCACGUUGGGAGGAGAAAAUGAAGCUGGAGGUGUUGGAUCCGUUAGAUAACUGGAGAGAAUUACGAGUGGCAACCGUUUAUGAAAUCAUGGAAGAUGGUUACCUCAAGAUUGUUUUUGAUGGCGAAGAAAUGGAAGAGGACCCAGUGCCACUUCAUUAUUCUUCGGAGCUGUUAUUUCCGGUGGGAUACGCCGAGAAACAUGGAUUACGUUUGAAAGGCCCAACAGGAGCACAAGUUUUUCAAUGGGAAGCAUAUCUAAAACAAAGCCAAAGCGUUGCUGCGCCCGAAAGUCUUUUCGAAAAUUUCAGCGAGGACGUUUUAAGCAAUUUCAAGAUUGGAGCAAAAUUGGAGGCCGUUGAUUUAUGUGAGCCAAAUCUGAUUUGCACAGCCACUGUAGCGGCACAUCAUGGCCGAAUCCUGGAAAUUGAAUACGACGGUUGGGAUAGCUCAUUCAAUCAGUUAUUCGACUACAAAUCAGCAAACAUUUUCCCGAUUGGCUGGUGUGAAAUGCAUGGUUACAAACUGGAAGCACCAAAAGUUCCGACUCGACAGAGGAAAGGGAAAACGAAGAAGAGUUUUGAUAUGGGAGACAAGAAUUAG
Gongylonema pulchrum is the source of this 972-nucleotide messenger RNA. NCBI's taxonomy places the organism in Eukaryota, Metazoa, Nematoda, Chromadorea, Rhabditida, Gongylonematidae. The record is from the annotation of a GenBank genome assembly.